Molecule: messenger RNA, 4429 nt
Organism: Alosa sapidissima (American shad)
Lineage: Eukaryota; Metazoa; Chordata; Actinopteri; Clupeiformes; Clupeidae
Exons: 5
Coding region: 263-1495 (410 amino acids)
Cellular component (GO): nucleus
Source: RefSeq, a predicted model, not a curated record
AAAGUGAGCAUGCAGUCCCUUGAGCAUUGAGGGCACUUUGCCAAAACCCGUAUUAUAGGGUGAUUUCGUAGUUUCUGCGCUGAUGGGCGCGUAGUUGAGCCUGCGCAACGCAGGGGUUCUUUGCUCUACGAAGUUUCUCGGGUUGAAUCAUAGGAAUACACUGACGACAGACUGACAUUAUUCGUGACUACAUCGGGAUUUACGCGUUUUGCCCAGUGCGGCUGUCCACCGUGUGUGCUGAAGGGGACAGGCACCGGACACAAUGUCAGGGUACCCCUACGUCCGCACAGGGAGAGGGGGCGCAGGAGGAGUGCGCUUCAAGAGGAGGAAGUCCCGCUUCUCCUUCGAGGAGGUGCAGCUGAUGCUCAGUGAAGUCAGGCGGAACCGCCACAUCCUCGUAGGCAAGUUUAACCGCGGCGUGUCGUCAGACGUGAAGAAGCGCACGUGGGCCGCCAUCACGGCCAGCAUCAACGAGAUCAGCGAGUGCCCGCGCGAGAUCCUGGAGAUCAUCAAGAAGUGGUCGGACCUCAAGUGCGACACCAAGCGCAAAGUGGCGGCCAUGCGCGCGUCGGGGGCCUCUUCGGCCCGCGUGGCACGCGACCUCUCGCCCAUUGAGGCCAUGGUGCACCAGAUCCUGCAGAUGCCCACCCCGGGCUCCGCCGAUCCGCAUCCCUACGGCGCCCCGUUCGGGGAGGGCGACGACGGUGACGAUGAUUCCAUGGGCCCUGUGAUGCCCCUGCGCCAGAGAGCCACCACGUCCGGCAGGACAAGGAUGCUGCUGCCCGCUCCCCCGCCCCAGCCACCUCCUCCACUGCCUCCACCCGUCACCAUGGUGAUGGCUGCGCCGCUCUCUGCCAUGCCAACCAAGAACGAUCUGGGCCUGCCCACAGACAUGAUGUACACACGGAACUCCCCACAUCCUUUGACUGACUUCCAGUUUGAGUCUCCAGAUAUGGAAGAUAGCCUGCUGAAGUACGACGACAGCCAGUUAGGGCGUGAGCGAGGUCCGGCCUUCUUGGACACCUCCCUUCCCGGGCCCCCCCCAGUCGACCUGGAGCGCCCCCGGCCCGACUCUGGCCACCGGGGCCUCAACGGCUCCUCGCUGGGCCCCCCCUCCACCCCCUCCGUCUCGGGCUCGUCUCCCCCUGCCGCGCCCGCGGCCUCUACCCCCCAGCUGGCCUCGACCGUGGCGCCGCCUUCCUCCUCCACCGUGCCGCUGCCGCAGCCGAGUAGCGGCCCCCUGCACGAGCAGCUGGCCCACAGCGCGUCGCUGAGCCUCCAGGAGCAGCAGGCGUCCACGGCCCUCAUGGGCUCCAUCUCGCGCUCGCUGGAGGCCAUGUCCGAGUCCGUGCAGCAGCUGGUGGAGACGCAGCAGGCCUUCGUGCGCGACUCCCUGCAGCUGCAGCGCGACGCGCUCCACGUGCUGCGCGACUUCACCGCCGGCGCGCUCACACUAAUGCAGGACAAGCUCAACGGACGCCCGCUCCUGCCCUGAGCUUUCCCCAUGAUGCACCAGGGCACCAAGGGAGGUUCCUGGGACACCCUCUUCACGUUUUUUCCUCGUCAAAAAUGGUUGUGGCUGAAAAGAUGCAAUUGAGUGUCGAGGUUUUUUUUUGCCUUGUGUUAUAAAUGGUAAAAGAGAUUUAAAAGGUACUUAACUGAGAAUAUUUGUUGUCAUGGAAACACUGGGAUAGUUCAGAGACAUGAGAGUUAUUUUACUAGAUCUGAAUUCUUUUUUUAAAUCGCCAAAUUCACUCUCAAAUUCUGAGAUAUUUUAAGUGAUAUUUUAUUUUAUUUUAUUUUAUUUUAUUUUAUUUUAUUUUAUUUUAUUUUAUUUGACUAAUUCUCCCAUAGAUACCGUAUGUCUUCAUCCAUCCUGUUAUUUCAUGUCACUGGUUGUGCUUUAGUUCACAGUCGCAAACCUCACUUAAUCAUGAAAGCACAGAAAUAUAAUCAUGGACAUUUGAACAGAAAACCUACGGACAGUAUUGAUUUUAGACUGUAAACAAACAGACUGGCAGCGUGUGUACAGUGGUGUCUGUACUACAGAAAAGAGCAAAUGUCAGCCACCAUAUUGACUAUGCAGUGGAGAUUUGUAUAUUGUGGAAAGUUUAUAGGGGAUGUUGGUGAGAAGAUGAGAGUUGUGGAACAAGAUGAAGGCGUAUUCAUGGGAGAUUCAACCCCACGUACACUAGACUGCUGAAGAAAGAAUUUCUCCAACUUGAUUUUAUUAAAUCUUCUAUGUCAUGGACACACAUAUAACUAUAUUCUCUCUCCCUUUAUGGUGCAUAUGUUGGCAGCCAGUUGCUCCAAACAUAAAAGGUAGAAAUGUAGCGAUGUGUACAUGCACUGUACUGAGAUCAGUCUGUGAGCCCUUCAGGAAUCCUGCUAGAUAACUUUAUUUAAAUACUGUGGAUCACCUGACACAUAAGCUUUAGUGGUGUAAACUUGAGACUUGAUAUAGACUUGGCUGCGGUUGGAUAGUCAAGAAAAAUAUAUCCUGUGACCUUGCCUGUCCACUUUUCCCUAACCAAGAUGGAAACCAUGAGGUCACCGGCAGAUGUGAAGGACAAUUCAUCAAGACCGCCCCAGUGCAAAGAGAAUCCGGUCCCACUUCCACUAAGCUAGGUCAUUAUGUGGCGGAUGUUAUUGACUUGGGUCUUUAAGUGUUGUUGUUGCAAUGAAUUGUGGGAUGAUGUUAUCGUUUCCUUUUGUAAAGGAUGGUCCAGUGAACCCUACGGCUAAAGGAGAUAAGAAAGGCAGCCCAUGUCUUUAGCAUUUGGAGUAUUUGACCAGCGCUUACAAUGGCUGCCACUGAGAUACCUCAGGGUAAUUUCACUCCAUUCGGAACCUUUUUUUUUAGCAAAAAAGUCUCUCCAACCGCAGCCAAUGUCAGACAGCCAACACAGGUAACCCUUCGUGGCAGACUGCUGAGUGGCUGCUGUUUCCAGUCAGUGUGCUGUUUCCUCAUACAUCACUUCCGGUUCUCUGCAUUGCCUCCCAGGUGAUGUGUGGCUGUGUCUGUUUGCAGCCUCAUGUACAGUUAAUAAGAUGACCAAUUUAGUCGAAUUUAAGUUAAGUGUUGUUUGAAUCGGGAGUGCUGUACCUGAAACCUGUUCCUUUCCUUAUUUAUCGCAACUUAUGGAAUUCCAAGCAUCAGAUGAUUUAUUUGUAUGUUUUUAUUUUGAUCAACUUGAACUAACAUCCUUUCCAUUUUAUUUCUAACAGGACUAUUGUCAUACUUGUAUUAACAGAAAAUGCUAUUGCAAUGACAACUUUGUGACUUCAGUUAAGGGGGGGUGAAAAUAAAUGCCUUUCCACCAAACAAGCGGCCUGUACUGAUGAACCUCUAGAUCUUUUCUAUUCCCUAUUGCUGCUCUACAUUCCCUGUGCAGUGUCACUGAAAAUAUUCAUAUUUUACUGAAUAUAGAAUCUGUAUGUCAAAUGUAUAUGAAUAUAAUUUAUUACAUUUACUCAUCAUCAACAAAUGCAACUGCCCUGUUUCCUAUUAAAUAGGAGCUUUGGUUUAGACCUGUGGUCACUGUUUCCUAUUAAAUAGGAAAUUUGGUUUAGACCUGUGGUCACUGGAGGUCUUCAGUGUAUACAUACACUCCUCCAGAUGGCACAGAGCUGGACUUUGUGUAUUGUCCUGCAACUGAAAAUCAAGGACUUGCCGUUAAGACCUUGUUCAGUUGAGUCAGGCAAAGUAGGUGGCCCAGUGUGUUCUGACAGUGUUAAUUCACCCAGGGUCCCUGAAGACUCUUUCCCUCUUUAAUGUCCAAACAGCAGAAGCAGCCGUGUUCCUGUGGAAUAAUCAGAUUUACUAACACAGCCUUACUUAGCCUUUUCCAAACGGCACAAAGGGCUGCAGAGCUGUUUUCAGACGCCCUCGGCCCACAGCGGAGAGAGAAAAGUCAUAUCCACUUGGUACAUUCUUAGCUUGUGUUACUUGGGUACAUUCAGUUUGUCUGUAAGGAAGGCAACACUAAAACUACUUGCCUUAUUUUCAUUAAACCUGUGGGGAAGCUGCAGCGUGGCCCAAGGAAUAGCCCAUUAAAUAUGGGACCGGACCUUAUCACAGGCCAGAUCCAUGAAUUUAGUUCCACCUCUGCCAGCGUUGGGAGGCACUUGCAUUUGGCCUUAGCAGAGGUUUGAAGUGCCGUUAUAGUUUGGAGUAAUUUGAAGUGGUCUAACACAAGUUAAGCGGUCAGGUGCAAUAAGAACCAUUAUUCCCACUGUUGUAUGUUUUAAUUACUUUGUCAAGUUCAUUUGUUUCAGACACUUCUGGUCUCUGGCCUGAGUACUGCAUCUCAUUUAUUUUAUCCAUUCAGGGGUCAUCCAUUCAGUCAAAGGGCAUGUGUCUAUCUGUGUCUGUAUGUGUCUAUUCUGAAAGCAAAUAUGAAUUUGCAAUUAAAACUAUUUCCCCGUU